Oncorhynchus keta (chum salmon) is the source of this 2235-nucleotide messenger RNA. Its product is annotated as NLR family CARD domain-containing protein 3-like. The transcript is spliced from 5 exons. The record is from RefSeq and is a predicted model, not a curated record. The coding region runs from base 294 to 2123 and encodes 609 amino acids. Gene Ontology annotation, molecular function: protein binding. Lineage: Eukaryota; Metazoa; Chordata; Actinopteri; Salmoniformes; Salmonidae.
AACUCAGUGGAUGUUCUGCUGACAAAUCUCAUCAAGGGAAAUCUGCUUCCCUCUGCUCUCCUCUGGAUAACUACCCGACCUGCAGCAGCCAAUAAGAUCCCUUCAGGGUGUGUUGACCAGGUGACAGAGGUACGAGGGUUCAAUGACCCACAGAAGGAGGAGUACUUCAGGAAGAGAUUCAGUGAUGAGGACCUGGCCAGCAGAAUCAUCUCACACAUAAAGACAUCAAGGAGCCUCCACAUCAUGUGCCACAUUCCAGUCUUCUGUUGAUUUCUGCUAUAGUCCUUGAAUACAUGCUGAAACACAAGAGAGAAGAGAUGCCCAAGACUCUGACUGAGAUGUACACACACCUUGUGAUGUUUUAUACCAAACAGAAGAAUGAAAAGUAUCUUGGGAAAGAAGAGACAGGUCCACACUGGAAUAAAGAGAGCAUUCUGUCACUGGGAAAACUGGCUUUUCAGCAGCUUGUGAAGGGCAAUCUGAUUUUCUAUGAAGAAGACCUGAAAGAGGCUGGCAUUGAUGUCAAUGAAGCCUCAGUGUACUCAGGAUUGUGCACACAGCUCUUUAAAGAGGAAUGUGGGCUGUACCAGGACAAGGUGUACUGCUUUGUUCAUCUGAGCAUUCAGGAGUUUCUGGCUGCUGUAUAUGUGUUCCUCUCAUUCAUCAACAACAAUGAGAAUGUAAUGGACAAACUGAGAACGACGUCCAGGAGCUUUUCUGUGAGGAUCAAACAAAGGCGUAAAGUUACUUUCUACAAGAGUGCUGUGGAUAAAGCUUUACAAAGUGAGACAGGAAACCUGGACCUUUUCCUCCGCUUCCUUCUGGGCCUCUCACUGGAGUCCAAUCAGAAGCACUUACGAGGUCUACUAACAAUGACAAGAAGUAGCUCACAGAGCCAUGAAGAAACAGUCAAGUACAUCAAGGAGAAGAUCAGGGAGAAUCCCUCUCCAGAGAGGAGCAUCAAUCUGUUCCACUGUCUGAAUGAACUGAAGGACCAUUCUCUAGUGGAGGAGAUCCAAAGCUACCUGAGAUCAGGAAGUCUCUCAAAACCCAACCUGUCACCUGGACAGUGGUCAGCUCUGGUCUUUGUGUUACUGACUUCAGAAAAGGAGCUGGAUGUGUUUGACCUGAAGAAAUACUCCAGAUCAGAGGAAGGUCUUCUGAGGCUGCUGCCAGUGGUCAAAGCCUCCAGAGCUGUUCUGCUGUCAGGCUGUGGAGUCACAGAGGAAGGCUGUGCUUCUCUGGUCUCAGCGCUGAGGUCAAACCCCUCACACCUGAGAGAGCUGGAUCUGAGUAACAAUGACCUGAAGGAUUCAGGAGUGAAGCUGCUCUCUGCUGGACUGGGGAAUCCCCACUGUAAACUGGAGACUCUGAGGCUGUCAGGCUGUCUAGUCACAGAGGAAGGCUGUGCUUCUCUGGUCUCAGCUCUGAGGUCAAACCCCUCACACCUGAGAGAGCUGGACCUGAGCUACAAUCACCCAGGAGACUCAGGAGUCAGACUGCUCUCUGCUGGACUGGAGGAUCCACACUGCAGACUGGAGAAACUCAAUGUGGAACAUGGUGGAGAGAACAGAAUGAAUCCUGGACUUAGAAAAUAUGUCUGUGAUCUCACACUGGACCUAAACACAGUAAACAGACGCCUCUCUCUGUCUGAGGAGAACAGAAAGGUGACAUGGAGGAGAGAGGAGCAGCCGUAUCCUGAUCACCCAGAGAGAUUUGAGGACUGUGGACAGGUUCUGUGUAGAGAGGGUCUGACUGGGCGCUGUUACUGGGAGGCAGAGUGGAGUGGGAUAGAGGCUGAUAUAGGAGUGACAUAUAAAGGAAGCAGCAGGAGAGGAGAGUUUAAGGAAUGUUGUCUUGGAUGCAAUGACAAGUCCUGGAGUCUGUUCUGCUCUGACAACAGUUACUCUGCCUGGCACAAUAAUAAACCCACUACCAUAGACGUCCCCUCCUCCAGCUCCCACAGAGUAGGAGUGUAUCUGGACUGGCCAGCCGGCACUCUGUCCUUCUAUAGAGCCUCCUCUGACACACUGACCCACCUGAUCACAUUCACCUCCACAUUCACUGAACCCCUCUAUCCAGGGUUUUGGGUUUGUUAUGCCUCCUCAGUGUCCCUGAAAUAAUAACAUGACACACAGACACACACACACACACUGGACUCUCUCACACACACACACACACACACACACACUGGACUCUCACACACACACACACACACACACACACACACACACA